Messenger RNA from Patiria miniata (bat star), 1661 nucleotides. RefSeq lists its product as uncharacterized. Bases 34 to 345 code for a protein of 103 amino acids. The transcript is spliced from 3 exons. NCBI's taxonomy places the organism in Eukaryota, Metazoa, Echinodermata, Asteroidea, Valvatida, Asterinidae. The record is from RefSeq and is a predicted model, not a curated record.
GGUGUCCUCUUUAUUUGUGUUGAAGAGACAGCGAUGGAGAAUGAGCUGCUUGUGACCACCGAUGGAAGCGCCACAAAACUGGAGCAAGAGAUGAAAUCCCUGAUAGCCAGCAAAGAUAAGCUGCUGACUAGCAUCAGCGAGAAAACAACAGCAAUUGCCAAUGAGGAAUCACGGCAUGCAUGCUUGAAGCAGGACACAGACGUACUUCGUAAGAGGAACCAGGCCCAGCUGACUCGACUGAGGCGACAGCUGAAGGAGGCCCAGCUGAGGAACAAACAGUGGCAUGAUGAGGCCUGUCAGCUGGAAAACCAGAUAGAACAACUGCGCAAAUUCACAGAGGAAUAAAACUAUGGGUUGGUGAUUCCUCAGUUUUGUUUAUAACUGUUUGCGAUCAAUGUCUAAUGGAUGUGCUUAAAUAAAUAGACCAUUGUGGUACAGGUUGUCCCACAAAAAAACGGGCAUGUUUUCAGUAGUGCUGAGUAGAAUAAUUGGUCUUCCAAAUGCUUUUUAGUUGGUUUCAAUUGGGACGUUUUGCUCAAAAGACACAGCAAUCAUAAUACGGGACGUGAAAAACCACUUGGGCCACUUUUUUUAUAUAUCAAGUUUACAGAUCGAAGCCAAAGGAUGUAAAUCCUUUCUCACUUUCAAGGAAAGUGGCCCAAGACGAGUCGACCCUUGGAACUAAUAUGAAGCAUAGCAUUAUUGUUCCAAUGCAUCACUUUGAAUGAAAUAAAGUUCGUAUGGUAGAUUGGUUAUUCGGCCAAGAGGUAAUUUGAAAAUAUUCAAAACUCACAUGCAAUAUCAAUUUAUUGAUUGGUUUUCGGCUGUUACUUUUUUGGUGGGACAACCUGUAUUAUACAAAUAUUGACUGUUUGGAGUGGUGUAAAGAAACUAGCCUCCUUAGGUGAGCCAUAGAAUGUGAUCCAUAGAAUGCUCCAUGGAUCACCAAGGGAGGCUAGUUUUACUACACCACGAGAUAAAGCAGUCAAUAUUUGUUUUAUAGCACCUCUCCCACAGAUUCUGCGUGAUUUUAAGCGACAACUAAUUAAUUUAAUCUAAAUACAAUUAGACAUACUUUUAUUUGCAUACGAAAUUAGUUGAAAUUUACUGACCACACUUAAUACCGGUUGCCAUGCACAGCAAGAUGACAAAAAUAGUGAAUGCCAUGUGACUAGUUCUCAGCCAAGUCAAGAUACAGAAUCUGUGGGUGAAGUGAUAUAAGAAGUCUUAUCUAUAGAUACAUGACAUCUUCUAACACUUCACUCCAAGGACAGUUACAUGUAUUUGUUCCUAUUGACAUGCAUGAGUAGACAGAUUGUAUUUUCAUUGUUACUUAAUUUAAAUAAAACUUGCCCUUGGUGUGCAAGGGCUCUAAAGUGAAAGAAUCUGACACUUUACAUGUGGCACCUCAAAAAAUGGUAGAGGUAGUUUGGUCUGCAGAGGUCAGUUUUUGUAAAAAGUUUUUGUAAUAAGUGGGUAUUUAUAUAGCACACAUAUCCACCAGGACUGGGGCUCAAGGCACUACGUCAUUAUUACCACUGCUCAUUGGGCCCAUGAAACAUUCCAAAUACCACCUCAGCUCCCUGGGGGUAUACAGCUUGAUGCUGCCUGUUAGGCACAAGGUAGCUAAUUCAAUCACAAUAACCAUCUCUGCCCUCAUA